Molecule: messenger RNA, 448 nt
Organism: Oppiella nova
Lineage: Eukaryota; Metazoa; Arthropoda; Arachnida; Sarcoptiformes; Oppiidae
Source: the annotation of a GenBank genome assembly
GGUGAAUGUUGUCGUCUUUUGACCACUUCUAAGGUCCGAACAGUCGAUCACUGAUUGGGAACCGGAGGACUGGAAAGAUGUCUUUCCCGUGUUUUUGUCUUCAUCUCUUGCUCAUCUAUCUCUUUUGGUACUCUUAGGAAUGGCCACAACUCCUCUCUGUAUUUGCCAUCUGAUCAUCACUUGUGCCGAACUCUUCUCGUAUUUCUUUCCGAUGUCCACAAGAGUCGGAUUUCCAAUUAGACUGCCGCUGCCUAAUGUCUAUGAGUUGUCUUUGACUCAAUUGCGGGCGACUUUUGAUUUGAUUCAUCGCUGGAAAUACAUUCACUGUUUGGAUGAGACUUUGCAACUGUUGGACAUUGAAGUUGGAGACCCCUAUGGAUCGGACCAAACCCUGAGACAAUGCAUCUUCGAGUCCACUCCAGAUCUCGCGAUUAAUUUCGUCGGAUUG